CGUGACCUGCCAGGCGUCGUCCGUUUUAGUGCUAUAGCAUGAACAAAUGGCUAUACAAGAUUGUACGUCUGUGUCUCUUUCUAAUUGCUCUUGCAGUUGUACUUCUAAUCAUCUCUGACUUGACCUCCUUGGUGCAAAUCAACUUUUUCAAUGAUGAUAAACUUGAGCAAGCUGAAGACACUACUGGCCGAGUUCCGGUCACCCAUAGUAUUGCACAGCCUGCGCCAGGAAAUGCUACAAGCCAUACUAAGCCCACAAGGAAACCUCAAAAUCAAGAACCAAUUCGCUUUGUUCGUGCAGUCAACACAAAGGCAGAUAUACGUAAAGUUGAUUUUGAGUCGUUUCUCAAGUCGAAGCCUUUCAAAACGCAAGAAACUCAACUCGCAUGGAUAAAACUGAGAAUACAGAGGCUGUAUUUGCUUUGGGACAUGACAUGACACUAAUUGCACAAAAG
Molecule: messenger RNA, 454 nt
Organism: Corticium candelabrum
Lineage: Eukaryota; Metazoa; Porifera; Homoscleromorpha; Homosclerophorida; Plakinidae
Exons: 3
Coding region: 39-437 (132 amino acids)
Source: RefSeq, a predicted model, not a curated record